Archocentrus centrarchus (flier cichlid) is the source of this 930-nucleotide messenger RNA. Its product is annotated as low affinity immunoglobulin gamma Fc region receptor II-like. Gene Ontology annotation, biological process: immune response; cell surface receptor signaling pathway. Gene Ontology annotation, molecular function: transmembrane signaling receptor activity. Gene Ontology annotation, cellular component: external side of plasma membrane. The record is from RefSeq and is a predicted model, not a curated record. NCBI's taxonomy places the organism in Eukaryota, Metazoa, Chordata, Actinopteri, Cichliformes, Cichlidae.
UGUUUCAUUGUAACCCUCACAGCGCGUCUGACUGUGAGUCCCAGCAGCUCUCAGUUCUUUAAAGAUGACUCUGUGUCUCUGAGCUGUGAGGAGGACGACAGCUCUGCUGGAUGGACUCUGAGGAGAAACACAAGCACAGAAACUAGAGCUGAGUGUGGAGAUAGUUGGGGAAAUCCAGUUGGUUCUUCCUGUAACAUCAGUUCCAUUGACCCAUUGGACAGUGGAGUUUACUGGUGUGAGUCCAGAGAGGGUGCCAUCAGUAACAUGGUUAAGCUCACAGUCUCUGGUGGAUCAGUGAUCCUGCAGAGUCCUGUCCUCCCUGUGAUGGAGGGAGAUGACGUCACUCUGCUCUGUCAAACAAAGACCACUCCCUCCAACCUCCCAGCUGCUUUCUUCAAAGAUGGAGUCUUCAUCAGGAAGCAGCCUACAGGUCACAUGACCAUCCAGCAUGUUUCCAGGUCUGAUGAAGGCCUCUACAAGUGUGACAUCAGCGGUCAUGGAGAGUCUCCAUCCAGCUGGAUCACUGUCACAGAGAGACACACCACCACACCUCCACCUACAUCCACACCUCCUACAGCUGGUUCAUCUCCCCUUCUCUGUGUUGUGGUUCUACUGGUGUUACUGGUUCUGCUGAUGAGACAACAUGUUUGUAGAAAAGAGAGUGAUCCAGCUGCAAUCUAUUCAGCAGUGAGAACUGAAGACAUAACUUAUGGACAAGUCAUCAUCAAAGAGAAGAAAAAUAAGUCCAAGACGAGAGAGAGCGAUCCAGCUGCAGUUUAUGCAGCAGUGAGAACAGAAGACGCCUCUUAUGGACAAAUCAUCAUCAGAGACAAGAAAAACAGAUCCAAGAUCAGAGGUAUACCAUUUGGACCAACUGCCUUUCCAAUCUUCAUCGUCCUCGUAGCUGCCCUCAUUACUAAUCCUUACUGA